This is a messenger RNA of Coregonus sp. 'balchen', 7630 nucleotides long. NCBI's taxonomy places the organism in Eukaryota, Metazoa, Chordata, Actinopteri, Salmoniformes, Salmonidae. The record is from the annotation of a GenBank genome assembly.
GAGACAAGGUCCGGCGUGUUGGAAUACUUCUCGAAGGAAUUUACCCUGUUGGACAGGGGAUUUAGGGAUUUUUUGCCAUGUGUCAAAUCAGCUUGCCAGCCGCCCCAAAUGACAGUCUCCCUUGACAGGAGAGAAGCGAGUCGUCAACGAAAGAUGGCCGACAACGCCAUCCCACCCCUGAUGCUUUUGUCUACAGGGCAAAUGCGUUGGGGUGGAGUACUUCCAGGUUUCAUCCUACCCUCUUUCCCUCUUUUUUCUCUACUCCUCUAUACUCUCAUAUCUUCCUCAAUGGCUGUUGUUAGUUUGCCGGGAUUAGACUAUGACUAUGGAGCCCAGCCCAAGUUUGUUUGCACCCCAAUUCCAGCGGACGCAGACCCCAGCUGCUUCACACCAGGUGGGGCAGCACACGGACCUGCCCACGACAGACCCAGCAGUAAUGGGCAUCAUGGACCUGCUGCAGGGGCACCCAAUGGUAAUGGCAGGAGGCCGAUGGGAAUGGGAAUGGGGAUAGGAAUAUCAGACGAGGCCAAAUCCACCAUCCUGCACCUUCGAGAGAGCCUGGUGCGGCAAAAGGAGACCAUCUUAGACCAGCGGGAGACAAUCAGGGAACUGACUGCCAAGCUGACCCUCUGUGAGGGCUUUGGCCGGGGGGUGGGUCAUCACGAUGACCAUCACGACGACCACCAUGGACCCGCGCGUCACAACUCCCAUCACCCGAGCUCGCACCACUCCUACCAUGACACUGACCACCAUGGGGACCCACACUACCCACUGAACAACGGGCACCGAUCAGACCCACACCACAGAGGAAAGGACAACUCUGGGAGCAAGCAUGGGGCCUUCUCCCCUGAGCAGACUAGGAAAACACUACAGACACUCAAGGAGAGGCUGGAGAACUUGCAGGUGAGUGGGAACAGCAUCAAAUGAUGAGUAGGAAAAGGGAUAGGAAGCUUAUUUGCCCUUUGUGUAAAUAGAGGUCAUCUUAUGCGUCACUACGGGACACUGUUUGUCUCGCUACUGACCUGAAAUUAGGCACGACAAAGGGUGUUUCCGGCUUUCUCCCACGCCUUGAGGAUAUAAGUGGCCUACAGCCCAAGCUCCAUCCGUGUGUGCGUAUGAAGACCUAAAUUGAUUAGUUAAUUAUCCUGACUCUCACCAUAGGGUAGUCUUGCACUGAUGCCAUGGGAAUUUAUGAAGCCUAGGAGAGGGUCCUGUUGAGUGAUUGUAUGACAUUAUGACCAUUGACACUAACAACCAACUGAACACAGUUUAUUUAUUUAUUUUGUACUCUUAAUUUUCCCAUGCAUUAAUGAAGUUCCAGUAUAGAUUCAAAAUCCAACUUAAUUGACAACUAUUUUUGGGAUUAUGAAAGAUAUUUUUUUUAACUCUAAUGAAUUAUUUUUUCUCAUUAUGAACCAUCUGUGUUAUCAAUUCAGAGGACCAACAGGUCGCUUAAAGUGAUUCUAGCACUCCAUAUUGAAUUGUAAGACUUGCUAUAAGACUUGGUAUACAGUCUUAGACAAAAAGGUGCUAUCUACAACUUCAAAGGGUUCUUCGGCUGUCCCCAUAAGAGAACCCUUUGGGGGGGGGGGGGGGGAAUCGAUAUAUCUGCCGAUAUAGUGUUUUACAGCAGGGAGAUUAAAAAGUGAAAAUGUUCCACACUGAGUUCUCUUAUAUUGCAAUCCAAAAGAGCAAUUGUCAAAAAACAUUGCUUCAAAUGUUGAUUUCUUACAUUGUGACAAUAAUGACAAUUCACUUUUUUUCAUCCCAUUUAUUGAAUAUCAGUUAUCGGUGGAUUUGUCAGCCAAUAUCGAUAUAUCGGUAUGAGGCCAAUAUCGGCCGAUAAUAUAGAUGAAACGAUAUAUUGGUCAGGCUCUAAAAAGAAACUGUUACCAAAAAUUAUUGCUAUAAAACAUCAGAUAGGCUUAUAGCCUAUACAAGCAUUAAUAACACUUAAUAACACUGGUGGUUCAUAGAAAGUGUUACCAAGAAUCCUUUGUCUUGAGGGUGACAAAGACAGUACAGCUGAGAUUGGAGUUCCGUCACCUAACAGGAUGUCUAUGCCACAAACCGGUGUCCAAGCAUUGCAGGGUGCUAGACACCUUCAAUGCCAAUUAGCAUCAUCCAUAGUGAUGAGCUAAUAAUCUUGGUGUGCUCUGGCACUGAGUAAAGCUGGAUUUGAUCAGAGACACUGACAGAAGUGGAGGUAGGGAAGGAAGGAGGUUGCCAGGGAGAGAGGAGCAGGCUUUAAAUGUCCUUAUGCCUAACCAAAUUAUUAUUAUUUCAUUUAUCUGCCCACUUGGAGAGAUUAGGAGUAGCACAAUAUGGCCGAAUUAAGCAACCCAGAACGGGCUUAAGUAGAAGAGGUGUCUUUAAAACAAAACAAAAUAUAAAUGCAUUUGAGCAUCCUUGAAAAAAAAAAUACAAUUCAGCUCUUUAAAAGUUAUAUUAUGGAAAUACAUUUCCACUGAUAUGCUCCACAAAGUUUUAAUAACCAAGCACAUGGACUAAUAAUAAGGUAUGCAAACAUUUCCUAUUAUAACUAUUAUUAAUUAUCUCUCUUUCUCCAGGCCAGGAAUUCCUCCAGCUCCUACUCAAGCUCUCUGAGAGACCUCCUGCAACGCAAAGUCAAUGCACUUGAGAAGCAGCUCAACAAUCACUACGGUGGGCAUCAUGAUUAUGGUCACCAUGACGACCACCACGAUGACCACCAUGACGACCACCACGAUGACCAUCCUGACGACCACCACGAUGACCACCAUGAACCCGGUCACCACGAUGACCACCAUGAUGAUCAUCACGAUGACCACCACGGACCCGGUCACCACGACGAUCACCAUGAUGACCAUCACGACACCCACACCCCCACCCGCCACAACAACCGCCACAACAACCGUCAAAACAGUCACCAUGAUGACCAUCACUAUGACCGACACUAUGACCACCAUUAUGAUCGUAGCAAUGGCCGCCAUGACAUCCACCAUAACGACCACCAUGACGAUCACCAUGAUGACCAUCCCGAUGACCGUCUUGGCGAACACCAUGACGACCAUCAUGAUGAUCACCACGACGACCACCACGAUGAUCUUCACGAUGACCACCAUGAUGACCACCAUGGAAAUGGUCACCAUGAUGAUGAUCACCAUGGCAAUGAUGACCAUGGCCAUCACCCUCGUCCAUCCUAUAACAGCAAGCCGCCAGCUCCAAGACCUCUUGGCCGUGGACACAACAAGCUGGAAACUGUGCUGAGCCACCUUAACCACAGGAACACUGACCCUGGUAUUGAAACUCUCUGAUAAUAAUCCACUUUGAUACUGUAUACUCUUUUCCGAGAUAUAUCAUGCAUUCCGUAUUGCAGCUGCAGGGACAGAUAUUCAGAAUGUUUUGGCAAAUUACUUUAAUUUCACACCUCAGCUGUUCAUUGCUCAUAUUUAGCUGUUUUGUAUUCCAACAGGUAGCCGGAAAAAGCCAAAGAGUCCGGAUGCUUUCCAGAUUGGCUUCCCUAUGCGCACUAACUACAUGUAUGGAAGGAUAAAAAGGACCCUACUCAACGAAAUCUUCGCCCUCACUGUCUGCCUCUGGAUAAAAGGGGGAUCAGGGCCUGGCCUCGGCACGCCCUUCUCCUACUCUGUCCCGGGACAGGCCAACGAACUGGUUCUGAUCGAAUGGGGCAACAACCCCAUGGAACUACUGGUUAACGACAAGGUAAGAGCAUGAUUGAAUAUUUUGCAUAUUUUCACAUUGUGCCCCUAGUGACCAAUUUGCGAAGAUAUGUAUUCUCUGCACUCACUUCUUACACACAUACAGUGCAUUUGGAAAGUAUUCAGACGCCUUGACCUUUUCCACAUUGUUACGUUACAGCCUUAUUCUAAAAUGGAUUAAAUGAAAAAUUGUCCUCAUCAAUCUACACACAAUACCCCAUAAUGAGAAAGCGAAAACAGGUUGAGACAUUUUUGCAUAUGUAUUAAAAAUAAAAAAACAGAAAUACCUUAUUUACAUAAGUAUUCAGAACCUUUGCUAUGAGACUCGAAAUUGAGCUCAGGUGCAUCCUGUUUCCAUUGAUCAUCAUUGAGAUGUUUCUACAACUUGAUUGGAGUCCACCUGUGGUAAAUUCAAUUGAUUGUACAUGAUUUGGAAAGGUACACACCUGUAUAUGUAAGGUCCCACAGCUGACAGUGCAUGUCAGAGCAAAAACCAAGUCAUGAGGUCGAAGGAACUGUCCGUAGAGCUCCGAGACAGGAUUGUGUCGAGGCACAGAUCUGGGGAAGGGUACCAAAAAAUGUCUGCAGCAUUGAAGGUCCCCAAGAACACAGUGGACUGCCAAACUUAGCAAUCGGGGGAGAAGGGCCUUGGUCAGGGAGGUGACCAAGAAGCCGAUGGUCACUCUGAUAGAGCUCCAGAGUUCUUCUUUGGAGAUGGGAGAAACUUCCAGAAGGACAACCAUCUCUGCAGUACUCCACCAAUCAGGGCUUUUUGGUAGAGUGGCCAGACUGAAGCCACUCCUCAGGCACAUGACAGCCUGCUUGGAGUAUGCCAAAAGGCACCUAAAGGACUCUCAGACCAUGACAAAAAAGAUUCUCUGGUCUGAUGAAACCAAGAUUGAACUCUUUGGCCUGAAUGCCAAGUGUCACAUCUGGAGGAAACCUGGCACCAUCCCUACGGUGAAGCAUGGUGGUGGCAGCAUCAUGCUGUGGGGAUGUUUUUCAGUGCAAGAGACUGGGAGACUAGUCAGGACUGAGGGAAAGAUGAAUGGAGCAAAGUACAGAGAGAUCCUUGAUGAAAACCUGCUCCAGAGAGCUCAGGACCUCAGACUGGGGGCGAAGGUUUACCUUCCAACUGGACAACAACCUUAAGCACACAGGCAAGAUAACGCAGGAGUGGCUUCGGAACAAGUCUCUGAAUGUCCUUGAGUGGCCCAGCCAAAGCCCAGACUUGAACCUGAUCGAAAUCUCUGGAGAGACCUGAAAAUAGCUGUGCAGCGACGCUCCCCAUCCAACCUGACAGAGCUUGAGAGGAUCUGCAGAGAAGAAUGGGAGGAACUCCACAAAUAAAGGUGUGCCAAGCUUGUAGUGUCAUACCCAAGAAGACUCAAGGCUGUAAUCGCUGCCAAAGGUGCUUCAACAAAGUACUGAGUAAAAGGUCUGAAUACUUAUGUAAAUGUUAUUUCAGUUUUUUAUUUGUAAUAAAUGUGUAAAAAUGUCUAAAAACCUGUUUUUGCUUUGUCAUCUUGGGGUAUUGUGUGUAGAUGGUGAGGGGGAAAAAACAAUUUAAUACAUUUUAGAAUAAGGCUGUAACGUAACAAAAUGUGGAAAAAGUCAAGGGGUGUGAAUACUUUCCGAAUGCACUGUACAUUCUUCUACUGUAUAGUUUCUUACUAUGAUGUGUCAUACUUAACAUUUAGAAAGGAGUGUUUCAACAUUUCUAUCAUCAUUUUAAGUAAGCUUAUGUUAUCAGUCAGUUGCCCCAUUGGCAGCACAAGUGGAAAUCAAUCACAUCAAGGCAAGCAAGCUCACACUUCAGUGGCAGGUGACUCCAUUGUCAUCCAAUCAGGCACCAGAAUUCGAUUUAUCUCCUGUCCUCAAGGAACGAGGCAGGAGGCAGUUGUGGCAGUUACAGUUCACCUGCAGCCUGCUCUCACCCCGUCUUGUCCCCUUACAGACAGUGGCCCUGUCCUCAUCUAUCAUCCUCCCUAAUGGCAUUAGACCUCAGAGGGCAAAGGGCAAGCAGCUUACCUAGCACAGUCAUGCGGAGAGGCGUCUCAUGACAGGGAGGACGCUGGGAUAGACACAUGGUCUGGGCCCAUACUGUACCUGUGCAUGAGUCAGGGGUUCACCCAGACAAGAGGGGAUUUGGUGGUUCAACCUGGGAGAUCUACCUAUUCACAAAACCUGACAAAUCUUUCAUAAAAUAUCUCCCAAAAACAAAAAAACAUUUGUGUUGAAUUUUUUCUAAAUGCCCAAGACAAUGAGGCUACAGUCAGCCAAUAUACCAAUAAAUUAACCUAGUAAUAAUCUCUCUUUCUCCGAACAGAACUUUGCCCUUUUCUCUCACAGAAAUCUUUUGUUUAGACCCUUUGGAUUGAGCCAAUCAAUCAAUCAGCCAGUGUCUCUAUUUCUCUGCACAGGCAGUGACGUUGCCCAUGGCAAUGACAGAUGGGAAGUGGCACCACCUGUGCAUGACAUGGUCAACACAUGAUGGGCAUUGGGAGGCCUUCCAGGACGGCGUAAAAAGGGGGUCUGGAGAGAACCUAUCUGCAUGGCAUCCCAUCAAGCCUGGUGGAGUCUUUAUUCUGGGCCAGGAACAGGUACAACUAUAUGUUUUCUCUCUAUGAAUUUGCAUACUCAAAGUUCUGAAGAACAUAUAAAAGCUGGAAUAAGAACUGAAAUUUCAAACAGUGCCCACUGCUGCCUCCAAAUGUUACCAGCAGGGAAUUACCUGUCACACUUACAGUGUGUGUGUUUGCUGAUUUUAGGCUUUGCAGAACACAAAAAGCUGUUAAUACAAUCAUGUUAAAGCGGAUUAUCAUUUAGUUGUGUCCUGAGAAGACACAGGCUAUUGCCAAAAACUAAGCUUAGAAAUCAACUUCAGCAUUUUAGCUAAUUAGCAACUACUUACUAUUUUUUGCUACUUUGCAACUAGUAGCAUGUUACCUAACCCUUUCCCUAACCUUAAUCCUAACCUUUAACCUUACUCCUAACCCUAACCUUAACCCCUAACCCAUAGCCUAGCUAACGUUAGCGUUAGCCACCUAGCUAACAUUAGCCACAACAUAUCAUAUGAAUUGUAAUUCAUAACAUAUCAUUCGACAUGGAUGAUGGACAUCCACAAAUUAAUUCAUACCAUACAAAACAUAACAUAUCAAACUAAUUGGAAUGUCCCAGAUUUACAUUGUUACAUCUACACCGAGUCCAGAUUGGAGCAUCUGCUAAAUGACUAAAAUGUAUAUGUAAAAUAACUGAUCCCUCUGAAGCAUAUUACAGCUAAAACUGUUGCUAAUGCUUCAAAUUCAUCACUCGGUUUGGGCUUCCUUGGGAGAUCCACUCUGACCAGGGUUCAAAUGUCAUGUCUAGUGCGUUCCAGGAAGUGACUGAUGAUUUAGGCUACAAACAAAAAGUUACCAUGAGACUAGGCCAUGAAAUGGUUUAAGUACGAAGGUUGAUUGAUCUGAACUGCCUAGUUUUAGAACGUUGUUGGCGAUUAACCAACCUUGUUUUGAAGGGGAAAAAGGUGGAAACUCAAAGACGAGACAAAUCUGUUUAAAUAAUUGUGUAUUGAUAUUUUAUUGUGGGACAUCUAGUACUUGUACAUGUUUUGUGGACCUUUAGUCUUAACAAUUACCCUGUGCUUUCCUAACAGGAUACCCUAGGUGGCCGAUUUGAUGCCACCCAGUCCUUCGUGGGCGAGAUGUCAGACCUCCAAUUGUGGUCCCGCGUUCUCACACCCAAUGAAAUCUACAGCCAGGCUUCCUGCGGAGGUCACCUGGCGGGUGACCUCAUCUCCUGGACAGAGGCAGUGGUCGAGCUUCACGGCGGGGUCACCAAAUACCCCUUUGACCCCUGCCACUAAGGACUAACCCACUCUGCCUCAUCAAAAUGGCUGGUCACCAAGCCCCUGAUAUCAGUUAACCAGC